AUGGACGAAUUUAUAGCAGGCCCCGAGCUGGUCAAGGACGUGCUGGAGUACAUUGGACGGAACAAGAUCUCGUCGCCGUCGUUCGAAGCAUGGAAGGCAAGUCAGACAGGUCGCAGCAUAUCGGACGACAAGCUGCUCAUUGCGAUCUUGGACUACACGAUCAGCAAGGAGAUGCGCAGAGUGAUAUCAGACCCAGAUGAGCGAGAUGAAGCAUUGGAGAUAUGGAGCAAGGUGAUCGAUGGGUGCUUGGACCCGUCGGUGUCAUGGGAGGAGGGGAUGGAUAAGAUCGAAGAGCAUCUUCGAAAUAAGACUGACCUUCAAGGUGGUCAGGAGGUCUUGUUCUACUUGUAUGUGCUGGAGAGAUCCGUGGAGGUCGAUUGA
Molecule: messenger RNA, 381 nt
Organism: Guillardia theta CCMP2712
Lineage: Eukaryota; Cryptophyceae; Pyrenomonadales; Geminigeraceae
Exons: 1
Coding region: 1-381 (126 amino acids)
Source: RefSeq, a predicted model, not a curated record